Molecule: messenger RNA, 1386 nt
Organism: Fusarium vanettenii 77-13-4
Lineage: Eukaryota; Fungi; Ascomycota; Sordariomycetes; Hypocreales; Nectriaceae
Exons: 2
Coding region: 1-1386 (461 amino acids)
Biological process (GO): regulation of transcription by RNA polymerase II
Cellular component (GO): Set3 complex
Molecular function (GO): protein binding; transcription corepressor activity
Source: RefSeq, a predicted model, not a curated record
AUGGCUUCCGACGACGAGCGUGUGGGCGAUUCGCCCCGUGGCAAGCGUCGGAAGACACAUGGCGACUCCUCCCCUCCUUACGCGCCUCGACGCGACGGCGAGGAGGACGAUGCGAGCCGCUCGCCUUCUGCCCACCAAGGGAUACGAAAGCUCUCGAUCCGUGAGCAUCGCCGAAAUAGCAGGACUAUGAGUCCAAGUCCCGGCGAUGAAGGCACCGAUCGGAAAUACUACGAUGAGCAGAGCCGUCGCACCUCGCGCUCAAGAUCACGGUCAAGAUCGCGGUCUAGGUCGACUACUCGCUCCGACUCUCGCAUGCGCUCUCGCCUUUCCUCGCCCUCAGUCUCCCGAUCACGAUCACCCCGCUCCUCACGCUCACGCUCACGAUCCCAAUCAUCAUCCACACGCUCCCGAACAGACUCGCUCUCACCUCGAGCUCCGCAACCGACUCCUCCUCCCGAACCCUUCAAACCUAACUACCGCGCCCGCCUCGUCCUCCACGGCCACACAAAGCCCAUCUCGCAGGUGCGGAUAUCUCCCAACGGGCGCUUCAUCGCUUCUGCAUCUGCAGAUGCCACCGUCAAGAUCUGGGAUGCCGCGACGGGUGCGCAUAUGGAUACACUGUUUGGUCACAUGGCCGGCGUGAGCUGUCUCGCAUGGACACCUGAUAGCAACACCAUUGCGAGCGGCUCAGAUGACAAGGCCAUUCGCCUUUGGGACCGCGUUACAGGUCGACCGAAGACUACUGCCCGAAAGACGGAAGCCGGCCAGGAGAUGGCGCCUCUGAAGGGACAUCAUAAUUAUAUCCACUGUUUAGCUUUCUCGCCAAAGGGCAACAUUCUUGCCAGCGGGUCCUACGACGAGGCUGUUUUUCUAUGGGACGUGAGAGCGGGUAGACUCAUGCGGCAAUGUCUCCGUACACUUGUCCACGAAGACAACCCAGCCGUAACCAACGUCUGCUUCUCCCCCAAUGGCCGCUUCGUCCUGGCCUUUAACCUCGACAACUGCAUCCGCCUAUGGGACUAUGUGGCCGGUAGCGUCAAGAAGACGUACCAAGGCCAUCUUAAUGAAAAGUUUGCCGUCGGUGGCUGUUUCGGUGUCUUGGACGGCGCCCCCUUUAUCGCCUCUGCCAGUGAGGACGGGAGCAUCGUGCUCUGGGACGUGGUAUCCAAGAAUGUUUUGCAGAGGGUCGAGGGCCACGCGGGCGUGUGCUUUUGGGUGGAUGUUCAUGAAGAGACAAUGGUCAGCGGUGGCCAGGAUAACACAGUCAGGGUGUAUCGACACAUCAGAGAUGCCCCUGUGACCAAUGGGACAACAGUCAAAGAGGACCCAAGCUCAACGGAUGAGCUGCCAAUGAAGCAAGAAGAUGUCGACAUGGCCGAGGCAUAG